This is a messenger RNA of Prosopis cineraria, 744 nucleotides long. Its product is annotated as oil body-associated protein 2B-like. Bases 1 to 744 code for a protein of 247 amino acids. The transcript is spliced from 4 exons. Lineage: Eukaryota; Viridiplantae; Streptophyta; Magnoliopsida; Fabales; Fabaceae. The record is from RefSeq and is a predicted model, not a curated record.
AUGGCUUCCACCGACCAGUCACCGGGUCCGACACCGGCGAAGGGAUCACCAUCGGACCCUACUCCUGGGGCGCCGAUGUCUACAGGGCAGAAGGCGAUCGACACGGGGGCAGAGAUGAUGCAGACUCUGAAGCCGAUCAACCAGUUCAGCCUGCAUGCAUGCAGCUUCGGAAUUUUCAGCCACGAUAUGAGCCGGCAGAUCGAGACCCAUCACUUUUGCUCCCGCCUUUCCCAGGACUUCGUCCAAUGUGCAGUCUACAGCUCCAACGAUCGCAAAGCCCGUCUCGUCGGUGUGGAGUAUAUUGUUCCUGCUAAUAUAUUUGAAACUUUUCCACCGGAGGAGCAGAGGCUUUGGCAUUCUCAUGCUUACGAGAUAAAAUCCGGGAUAUGGGUGAACCCCAGAGUUCCUGAGAUGAUCGCAAAGCCAGAGCUUGAAAACUUCGCCAAAACUUACGGCAAGUUCUGGUGCACGUGGCAAAUUGAUCGAGGGGACAAGCUGCCAAUGGGGGCCCCAGCACUGAUGAUGUCCCCACAAGCUGUGAGUCCUGGGAUUGUGAGACCAGAGCUGGUGCAUGAGAGGGAUGCCAAGUACGGCAUAUCUUCAGAGAGACUGCAGAGCCCAAGGAUGGAGAUUGAAGAGCCUGAGAUGAUCAGUCCCAUUGCAGAUUAUUGGAAGCAACAUGGCAAAGGGUUUGCCAUUGACUUUGAAGAGACUGAAAUGAAACGCAAUGCACCUUUUCCUUGA